CGGGUUUUCGCAGUGGUUCCAACUUCUAUCUUUUUAAGAGCUCUAUACUAUUCAUCAAGUGUUUUCCUGGAAGUGUAGAGGUAGACAAAUCAAUGUAUAUGCAAACAAUACAUAAUACAAACUAGUAAACAAAGCAAUCAACACAAAGCUUUUCCUCACGAAACCUAGGGUUUCUUCAAUUUAAUGGCCACUAAUACCAUAUCACUACUUCCAAUUCCUUCUUCUUUUAGGAAAUCCGACAAUUUUCCAUUACCUCAUCCUCUGAUUCUCAAACCAGACAACUCGCUAAGCUCUUUCAUCGGAACCCAUCUCUCAAUUCAGCUCACCAACCCCUGGAAUCGCCUUUCAAAUCACCGCCGGUCAACUGUCGCAACGGUCUCGUUUAGCCUCCCAACUGCGAAACCAGAGAGGGGUUCUUCUGAAAAACUUCCAAAAUGGUCGGCGAGGGCUAUAAAGUCGUUCGCGAUGGCCGAGCUAGAAGCGAGGAAGCUCAAGUAUCCAAAUACUGGGACUGAAGCUCUUUUGAUGGGUAUCUUGGUUGAGGGAACCAGUUUAGCUGCAAAAUUUUUGAGGGCAAAUGGAAUUACCCUUUUCAAAGUGCGAGAUGAAACUGUAAACUUACUUGGAAGGUCUGACUUGUAUUUUUUCAGCCCCGAGCAUCCUCCAUUAACCGAACCAGCUCAGAGGGCUCUUGAUUGGGCUGUUGAUGAGAAACUGAAAUCAGGUGAAAAUGGGGAAAUAACUACAACUCAUUUGCUUCUUGGGAUUUGGUCGGAAAAAGAAUCAGCAGGCCAUAAAAUAAUGGCUGCCCUUGGUUUUGAUGAUGAAAAAGCUAAAGAGAUUGCCAAAUCUAUGAAUGUGGAUAUAGUCUUGAGCUUUAAGUAGGGACUGGGAAAAGUUUUGGAGUGUUGUGACUUGCUUUGUUGCCUUGGGACCUUCACAGAACAGACUGCAGUCAUAUUGUUUCAGAUGUCUGGAAGCAGCAGGAAAUCGUUUGAAUGACGAACGAGUAGGCGGGACAUUUGAUAAUGGAAUUCAUUUUGUUGUGUUUUCUUUAGUAGUUAAAAAGGAGCCUGUUUUAUUUGCUUAUUUUGUUUUUUCAUGGCAGUUAUGGAUUGGGAUAGGCAUCUAUUAUGCUGAUUGAAGUCAUUUUAGGGUUAUGGAUGUAACAAGGUCUUUGGAGUUGGUGCAAUUCAAAGUAGGAAACAAGUAACCAGUCAGUUGAGGAACUCUAAUUCUUGUGUUCGAGAAGACAAUGAAUGACCCAGAAAGGGUAAUGUUGUCGAGGAGAAUAAAAUUUUGUUAGAAAUGUCA
Messenger RNA from Camellia sinensis, 1314 nucleotides. The record is from RefSeq and is a predicted model, not a curated record. Lineage: Eukaryota; Viridiplantae; Streptophyta; Magnoliopsida; Ericales; Theaceae.